ACUCUGGACAGAAAGCAGAAUGUCUAAUUUGUUCAGGUGACACAGGAACACUUGCAAGCUAAUACUAAUUCUUGCACGUUAAUGCUGGUAAUUUGUAUCCCACUCUUUAACAUACACAAAGCAGGUAAGAGGGUGACAGAUGCAGCUAUGGUUUAAAUCUUACUGCUAUUUCAGGGUUGGCUUGAAGUUUCACUUUCGAUUCUGUGACUUGCAGAGCAUAUAUAUUUGCAUGACUCAUGCAGAGUGCAGAAAAAUUUCCAGCUCAAAUAUAACACUCCUUAUGGAACUAAUGUCACAAGAAAAAAAUUGUAGCAGUGGCCAACAGCUAACUGUUGAGCAGCUGAAGCGAAUAGAGCAGAAGAGAUGUGAAGCUAUGAGGAGGCUUGCUGCUCGUAAUGAUCCUAUGCCCAUUGGAGAGAGCUGGCGCAACCACAUCGGGACUGAAUUCACCAAACCUUACUUCACUGAGCUGAUGUCUUUUGUUGCUGAGGAGAGGAAACAUUUCACUGUCUAUCCAAGCAAAGAGCAAGUCUUCUUUUGGACAAAUGUGUGUGCAUUUGAGGCUGUGAAAGUGGUCAUCCUUGGCCAAGACCCGUAUCCCAGAAAAGGUCAGGCUCAUGGUCUGUGCUUCAGUGUACCGAAGCCUUCACCACCACCUCCAAGCUUGGAAAAUAUAUUCACUGAACUUGCAAUAGAUAUCAAGGACUUUCAACACCCUGGCCAUGGGGACCUGACAGGAUGGGCUAAACAAGGUGUUUUGCUUCUGAACUCCGUCCUGACUGUGAGAAGCAGAGAGCCGACAUCCCACCAGGGUUGGGGAUGGGAGGAGUUUACUGAUGCUGUGGUUCAGAGCCUAAGUAGGAAUUUAAAAGGCCUGGUCUUCCUUCUGUGGGGAUCAUAUGCUCAGAGAAAAGGCAAAUUCAUUGAUAGAUCGCAGCAUCAUGUCCUUGAGACAAGCCAUCCCUCACCAUACUCUGCUCACAUGGGGUUUUUUGGAUGCAGACACUUCUCAAAGACUAACAUCUUACUUAGGGCAUCUGGAAAGACACCAGUUGAUUGGAACGCACUGUGACCAGAGUACUUUUUGAAAUAUUUUUAAAUGUUACUAUGGGUAAAAAUGUAAACAUUCAGUAUAAUCAUAAUGUUAAAUGUGUGGGAAAAUGUUACUGAUGGUAUAUACAGUGGAUAUAAAAAGUCUACACACCCCUGUUAAAAUGCCAGGUUUCUGGUGAUGUAAAAAAAUGAUACCAAGAUAAAUCAUUUGAGAACUUUUUCCACCUUUAAUGUGACCUAUAACCUGUACAACUAACCUGAAAAACAAACUGAAAU
Molecule: messenger RNA, 1329 nt
Organism: Pangasianodon hypophthalmus (striped catfish)
Lineage: Eukaryota; Metazoa; Chordata; Actinopteri; Siluriformes; Pangasiidae
Gene: ungb
Product: uracil DNA glycosylase b
Exons: 7
Coding region: 140-1072 (310 amino acids)
Biological process (GO): base-excision repair, AP site formation via deaminated base removal; base-excision repair
Cellular component (GO): mitochondrion; nucleus
Molecular function (GO): uracil DNA N-glycosylase activity
Source: RefSeq, a predicted model, not a curated record